GCCUCUGGGAACCUCGGCUGUGGUGUGGGGGACGAUCGGUCCGGGCUUCGCCCUGGAGCAGCGGUGAUAGGGUCGGUCAACGGGCUGCCCGCGGUGGCGGAGCCCCGCCCCGGUGCUUGUCCCGCCCCUGUCCCAGCGUGCCCCGCCGGCGGUGAUGGCGGAGGGCAGCGGCAGCGGCGGGAGCGCCCGGGGGCCGCCGUGCCUCGGAGCAGUCUCGGCGUUCCGGCGGUGGGAGCAGCUGCGGCGGAGGGCUGCGACGCCCUGGGCCCGCGGGCUCCUUGCCGUGGCCGCCGGGCUCGGACUCUUGUACGCGGUGCUGCGGGUGCCAAUGCGACUCCGGGACGGCCUGGCGGCCGUGACUGUGUUCUUAAGCACUUUGACUCCAAAAUUCUACUUUGCCCUUACAGUAACUUCGUCUUUUAUAUCUGGACUGAUAUUUGUGUUUGAGUGGUGGCACUUCCGAAAAUAUGGCACAUCUUUCAUUGAGCAGGUUUCUGUGAGCCAUUUGAGGCCCCUCAUCGGAGGUGCAGAGAACAGCCCCCCAGCCCCAGCAGCUUUUUUGGCGGGGGAGAAUGAGACCAGCAGGCAGAACAUGCCAGAGUGCAAAGUGUGGCGAAAUCCUCUCAAUCUUUUCAGAGGGGCAGAGUAUAGCAGGUACAUGUGGGUGACUGGGAAGGAACCUCUUACUUACUAUGACAUGAAUUUGUCUGCUCAAGAUCAUCAGACCUUUUUCACAUGUGACACGGAUGCCCUUCGGCCUUCAGACACAGUUAUGCAGAAAGCGUGGCGAGAGAGGAACCCACAAGCCCGGAUUAAAGCAGCAUAUCAAGCUCUAGAGUUGAACAAUGAUUGUGCUACUGCAUAUGUCCUCCUGGCUGAGGAAGAAGCAACAACCAUUGUGGAUGCUGAGAAAUAUUUCAAGCAGGCUCUGAAAGCAGGAGAAAUGAUUUACAGAAAAUCUCAGAACUGCCAUUCUCAGAGCCCCCAGCACGAAGCACAGCUGAGAAGAGACACCAAUGUAUUGGUGUAUGUGAAAAGGAGACUGGCUAUGUGUGCCAGGAAACUUGGAAGAAUACGAGAAGCAGUAAAAAUGAUGAGAGAUUUGAUGAAAGAGUUUCCACUUCUCAGUAUGCUGAAUAUCCAUGAAAACCUCCUAGAGGCCCUUCUGGAGUUACAGGCUUAUGCAGAUGUCCAGGCAGUUUUAGCCAAGUAUGAUGAUAUCAGUCUUCCCAAAUCAGCAGCAAUAUGUUACACAGCAGCUCUGCUAAAAGCCAGAGCUGUUUCAGAAAGGUUCUCCCCAGAAACUGCCUCCAAGAGAGGGCUUAGUACAGCAGAAAUUAAUGCUGUGGAAGCAAUUCACAGAGCUGUGGAAUUUAACCCUCAUGUUCCAAAGUAUUUACUAGAAAUGAAGAGCCUAGUUCUGCCUCCAGAGCACAUUCUGAAGAGAGGGGACAGUGAGGCAGUAGCGUAUGCUUUUUUUCACCUCCAGCACUGGAAGAGGAUAGAAGGAGCUCUAAAUCUGCUGCACUGCACAUGGGAAGGCACGUUUAGGAUGAUCCCAUACCCAUUAGAGAAAGGACAUCUUUUCUAUCCCUACCCAAGCUGCACAGAGACAGCAGACAGAGAACUGUUGCCAACAUUUCAUGAAGUCUCCGUUUACCCCCAGAAGGAACUUCCCUUUUUCAUCCAUUUCACAGCAGGCCUGUGUUCCUUUUCAGCCAUGCUGGCCCUCCUUACCCACCAGUUCCCUGAGCUGAUGGUCAUUUUUGCGAAAGCUAUGGAGAAUGUGUUCAGUGGCCACAGUUCUGUCAUUUGAGUACCUUUUCAACAAUAGAAGUUGGACUCAUUGGUAAUAAUCUGUGAUGGUUUAAAUGUAUCUUAAAUAUAUCUGUUCCUGUGGGUGCCUUCUGUGCCUGUCUCUUCUCCCUCUCUACCUUGCUCUUUUUAGAGUUUCUUUCCCUUACUUAUUUGUUAGCAUCUGCUGUCAGUAACCUUGUCAUCUUUCCCUGGAUUCUGGAAGCUGAGAAACAAAGUGCAUAGGCAGCUUCCCACUCCAUCUUCUCAAACUACUCCAGACAGUAAGUUUGGCCUUUACUGAACUGUGGCUCUUGUGCAGUAGAGCAGAGUAGCAAAUAAAGAGCUCUGAACUCGUAAGGGAAUCAUUUAUUCUUGCUUUGCUAGUGGAAAUAGAGGCUAAAAGACUUUUGCAUCCUGACUGGUUUAAUGCAACACGUAAUGGAGACCCUGGAGGAAAGCCUUUCUUUUUGAGGAAUACUUCGUUCCUAUAAGUAUUUGCUGUACUAGUGAGCCCAGUCUAGUGUCCAAGUCAUGCAGGUCUGAGAGUGGGGCCCCAUUUCCACACAGUGGUGUUGAUCUUUAUGCUGGAAAAUGUAGUUGGACAUGCCAGCGACAAAUUUCAGUGCUGCUCAUAAUUGGCUGGGUUCAUAAUAACUAGGGGCUAACUAUCUGCUUGAUUAAUUCUGUAAGGGCUGCAUUAGCAAAGUUGUAUGAUUUCCAAAGAGAUACAAGGUCAAAUGUUAUGCUAACAAAGAAUUGCUUGGUGAAGUUCUCUCUGCUGGGUUUCUUGAACCACAAAAAAAAGACUUUGUACGAUUGAGUUGGCUUUGCAGUUGGGAUGUCCAGUGACAUGUCCAAGUGUGGGGAAAAACCCUCCCAGGGUUUAGUCAUUUGGCAAUGUGUUUAUUUUGUUCAUUUUCUUUAGGAAAAGAUGGAUAGUGUCUGUUCAGCUGGAAAAAUAGAUUAUCAAGAAGAGAGUGCGCAUUGCCACAACAUUCCCCCAACCAAAUCAUUGGUAGCAGGCACAGACAAAGGGUCCCUUGACACUCUGUGGCAGUUUAUUACAGCAAAAGUUGAAAUUGUGUACUGAGAUCAUCAGACAAGAGGGGAAUUCUGUAUUACUCUCGAGAUUGACACCUGAGAAGGAAAUACCAACUUCCAGUAUUCUGCUAUUUUAGCUGGAAUCAAUGUUGACUCUCAAUCAUACUCUAAUGAUAAAAAUUCUUCCAUAUUUUACUUAUUAGAUGAUUGUACUUAUGAUUCCAUUCCUGAUGGUUUCAGAGGGAUUCAGAAGACUUGUAAGAAAAAAUGAUACUCAACAUCAAAGUAACAUUUCUGUUUGUAUUGCUCACAACAGGAGUGUUGCAACUGGAUGACUUCUAUGGUUCCUUCCAACCCAAACCAUUCUGUGAUUCUGUGUUUUAGUUAAUAGAUUGCUUCAAUAGUUUAACUACAGAUAAUGAUGUGAUGGCUGCUAACACUUUAUACAUACCCUCUUGUUUUCUGGAGGUCUGUAACAGUAGCGUCUACUUGAAUUUUCAUCCCCAAAAUGGAAGAUUAUCUUCUAUUUAAUGAUUAUCUUCUAUAAUACCAGCCUUUCCUCUCAAGCAUACUGUAAUAAAGCAAUUGUUAUUUACUAUAUUGAGCAUUAUAUCUUCAAGUAAUUCUGAUGCUUUAAGCUUUUAAAAUUAUUUUUUCCUAUGUAUUUCAUUACUCCAAGUAUUUUUCAUCUUACUGUUUUUUAAUUUAUUAAAUAUAGUACUUUGAGAUAA
This is a messenger RNA of Prinia subflava (tawny-flanked prinia), 3569 nucleotides long. RefSeq names its product suppression of tumorigenicity 7 like (gene ST7L). The transcript is spliced from 15 exons. Lineage: Eukaryota; Metazoa; Chordata; Aves; Passeriformes; Cisticolidae. The record is from RefSeq and is a predicted model, not a curated record. Gene Ontology annotation, molecular function: protein binding. The coding region runs from base 155 to 1816 and encodes 553 amino acids.